Molecule: messenger RNA, 768 nt
Organism: Pararge aegeria (speckled wood butterfly)
Lineage: Eukaryota; Metazoa; Arthropoda; Insecta; Lepidoptera; Nymphalidae
Exons: 1
Coding region: 1-768 (255 amino acids)
Biological process (GO): DNA repair; telomere maintenance
Molecular function (GO): DNA helicase activity
Source: RefSeq, a predicted model, not a curated record
AUGGCCAAGAUCCUACAGGUAUGCAAAUUAAUUGUUUGGGAUGAAUGCACAAUGGCCCAUAAGAGGUCACUGGAGGCACUGGACAGAACGUUGAAAGAUCUUCGUGACAACCAAAAUAUUUUCGGUGGGGCCAUGAUUCUGUUGUCAGGUGAUUUUCGUCAGACUCUUCCAGUUAUUCCCAGAUCAACUGUUGCUGAUGAACUAAAUGCAUGCCUAAAAUCAUCAAAUUUGUGGCAGUACGUAAAGACACUCCACUUAACAACUAACAUGCGAGUAUUUUUGCAACAAGAUGAAACUGCUAAUGUGUUUGCGAAGCAGUUGUUAGACAUUGGAAAUAAUAAAGUUGCAGUGGACACCUCGACCGGAUUCAUCACAUUACCUACAGAUUUCUGUCACAUCACAGACUCAAAAGUGGAGCUUAUUCAGCGAGUUUUCCCAGAUAUAGCGCAAAAGUUCAAUAACCAUAAUUGGCUGGGUGAACGAGCAAUAUUAGCAGCGAAAAAUGAUGAUGUAGAGGAUCUUAAUGCGACCAUUCAGAAUUUUCUUCCAGGACAGUUGGUUUCCUUCAAAUCAGUCGACACCGUAAUGAACCAGGAUGACGUAAUCAACUAUCCCACUGAGUUUUUAAAUUCACUGGAAUUGCCUGGAUUACCACCUCACAAUUUGCAGUUAAAAGUAGGAUCAGUUGUCAUCAUGCUGCGUAACAUUAAUCAACCUCGACUAUGCAAUGGAACAAGACUGGCUGUGAAAAGACUGAUGAAUGACUGA